Molecule: messenger RNA, 2034 nt
Organism: Acanthisitta chloris (rifleman)
Lineage: Eukaryota; Metazoa; Chordata; Aves; Passeriformes; Acanthisittidae
Gene: PCIF1
Product: PDX1 C-terminal inhibiting factor 1
Exons: 15
Cellular component (GO): nucleus
Molecular function (GO): mRNA (2'-O-methyladenosine-N6-)-methyltransferase activity; RNA polymerase II C-terminal domain binding
Source: RefSeq, a predicted model, not a curated record
AUGGCCAAUGAGAAUCACAGAAGCCCUGCGGAAGAAGCGUCUCUCAUGAGUCACUCACCUGGCACCUCCAACCAGAACCAGCCCAGCUCCCCCAAACCCAUGCGCCUGGUUCAGGACCUGCCAGAUGAGCUGGUGCAGGCUGGCUGGGAGAAGUGCUGGAGCAAGCGGGAGAACCGCCCGUACUACUUCAAUCGCUUCACGAACCAGUCUCUGUGGGAAAUGCCUGUGCUGGGGCAGCAUGAUGUCAUCUCAGACCCUUUGGGAUUGAACGCAGCUCCGAUGCCUCUGGAAGGUGGAGUGGGAGAUAACUCUGCGGAGAGCAAGCAGAGGAAGAGGAGGUUCUCGGAGGAGGUUGCACCAAGUGGCAACAGCGCGAAGAAGUCCAAGGUUGAUGUCCCUGUGAACCCACCUGCUCAGCCAGUCCCCAGCUCUCCCAGUAUUCCAGGAACCUCUGUUUUGAAGGCAUGGUGUGUUUCACCUGAAGACAAACAGCAGGCAGCACUUUUACGGCCAACUGAAGUAUAUUGGGACCUGGAUAUUCAGACAAACGCCGUGAUUAAGCAUAGGGCACCAUCAGAAGUGCUUUCUCCACACCCUGAGGUGGAGCUGCUUCGGUCUCAGCUCAUUCUCAAGCUGCGUCAGCACUACCGUGAGCUCUGCCAGCAGCGAGAAGGGAUUGACCCCCCGAGGGAGUCCUUUAAUCGCUGGAUGUUGGAGAGGAAGGUGGUUGAUAAAGGGACAGAUCCUCUUUUACCAAGUGACUGUGAGCCAGUAGUGUCUCCUUCCAUGUUCAGAGAGAUCAUGAAUGACAUUCCCAUCAGGUUAUCCAGAAUCAAGUUCCGGGAGGAAGCCAAGAGGCUGCUCUUCAAGUAUGCUGAGGCUGCAAAACGGCUGAUUGAAUCCAGGAGUGCUUCUCCAGACAGCAGGAAGGUAGUGAAGUGGAACGUGGAAGAUACCUUCAGUUGGCUGCGACGGGACCAUUCUGCCUCUAAGGAGGACUACAUGGAUCGCCUGGAGCACUUACGCAAGCAGUGUGGGCCCCACGUGUCUGCUGCAGCCAAGGACUCUGUCGAAGGCAUCUGCAGUAAGAUUUACUACAUAUCCCUGGAAUACGUCAAGCGGAUCCGGGAGAAGCAUCUUGCCGUACUCAAAGAGAACAAUAUCUCUGCUGAGGUAGAAGCUCCUGAGGUCCAGGACAGGCUGGUGUACUGCUACCCCGUGAGACUGGCCAUCCCCUCCCCACCGCUCCCCAGUGUGGAGAUGCACAUGGAGAACAACGUGGCGUGUGUGCGGUACAAGGGGGAGAUGGUCAAAGUGAGCCGCAACUACUUCAGCAAGCUGUGGCUUCUCUAUCGGUACAGCUGCAUCGACGACUCGGGCUUUGAAAAGUUCCUGCCCAGGGUUUGGUGCCUUCUCCGUCGAUACCAGAUGAUGUUCGGUGUGGGUCUCUACGAAGGGACUGGUCUGCAAGGGGCACUUCCCGUGCAUGUCUUCGAAGUCCUUCACAAGCUCUUCGGAGUGAGUUUUGAAUGCUUUGCCUCGCCCCUGAAUUGCUAUUUUAAACAGUACUGUUCGGCCUUCUUGGACACAGACGGGUAUUUUGGAUCCAGGGGCCCGUGCCUGGAUUUCUUCCCUAUAAGUGGCUCUUUUGAGGCAAAUCCUCCGUUUUGUGAGGAGCUGAUGGAUGCCAUGGUCUCUCACUUUGAGAAACUGCUGGAGAGCUCCAGCGAGCCGCUCUCCUUCAUCGUCUUCAUCCCCGAGUGGCGAGACCCCCCCACGCCAGCCCUGACCCGCAUGGAGCAGAGCAAGUUCAAGCGGCACCAGCUCAUCCUGCCAGCCUUCGAUCACGAGUACCGCAGCGGGUCCCAGCACGUCUGCAAAAAAGAGGAGAUGUACUACAAGGCUGUGCACAACACAGCCGUCAUCUUCCUGCAGAACAGCGCCGGCUUUGCCAAGUGGGAGCCCACGCCGGAGCGGCUGCAGGAGCUUGUCGCAGCCUACAAGCAUUCAGGCCGGACCCUCAGCUCCUCGUCU